Messenger RNA from Aphanomyces invadans, 2530 nucleotides. RefSeq lists its product as hypothetical. NCBI's taxonomy places the organism in Eukaryota, Oomycota, Saprolegniomycetes, Saprolegniales, Verrucalvaceae. The transcript is spliced from 3 exons. The record is from RefSeq and is a predicted model, not a curated record. Gene Ontology annotation, cellular component: membrane. The coding region runs from base 6 to 2231 and encodes 741 amino acids.
AGAUUAUGCACGUUCGUUAUGGACACCACAACACGUCUCGCCAGGCAAUUGCGAGCGACGAGAUGAAGAAAGGAGAGAAAGCCGACGGCCCCGAGGCGAAUGAGAUGGCGCCGCUUCUUAUGGACCGACAAACUAGCGGACACCAGGUUUGCAUCGACUGGGACGCGGCUAUUGACACACAAGAGUCGUCGUCGCCGUCGUGGUCGCGCGUGGUCAACGGGGUGGGCGUGAAUUGCCUCUCCGGCGGCAUUGCAUUCAUGCUGACGUCGACAAUUGCCGUGUCGACAGCGAGCGUCCUCGUCGGCACCGCGACGCCUCUGUCGGCGUAUGUUGCCAACGCCAUCGACAUGCAUCUCCUCGGCACUGCAAUCAUGUGCUUGUUUCUAUCGUGGCAAAGCACAGUGCCGUAUGCGAUGGGCGCCAUCGAUGCUUCCAUUGUGCCCAUUCUGGCCGAGAUGGCCCAGCAGAUCAGCACCACUCUGCAGCACGACAUGUCGAUGGUGGUCCCGACAGUGCUCGUAGCCUCCGCCAUCGCUUCGGUCUUCAUCGGCUGCAUUCUCUUCCUGCUGGGUUACUUCCGACUUACGUCUGUCGUCAACUACCUUCCCUUUCCAGUGAUUGCCGGGUUUUUGUCUGGACUCGGUGGUGUGCUCAUCAAAGAUGGCUUUGAAGUCAGUGCCAAUGUCGCGUUUCCGACCACGCUGUCCACUCUGACGCUUGCAAGCCCCACCGUCCUGUUUGCCUUGCUUGCGUCUGCGGCGAAGCCCUUCCACGUGUCCCCGACAGUCGUGUUUCCGAUCUUGAUCUUGGGCUCGAUUGGGGGCUUCCACGCAGUGGCGUGGGCGUCCGCCAUGGAUCAGGCUCCGUGGCUGUAUAACUGGUCUCCCCGCAUGCUCAACGAGACACGUCGAUGGUACUCGUGGGUCGAACUCUCGUGGGGCGAUGUUCAGUGGUCCGCUCUAGCCGCCGCGAUAGGUGGAAUUGCCCCUACGCUGCUCCUGCUAGUUUCGCUCAAGUACUCGGUCUUGAUCGGGUCGCUCUCGACAAUCUUCCAGCGCAACAUCAACAUCGAUGUCGAGGUCCAAACGAUUGGGAAGGCCAACAUCAUCGCGGGUCUCGUCGGGUGCUGCGGUGGCACGCACUACGUAUCCGCCAUGGCGCUCAUGGCCAACUUCCAGGCACAUCCACGGAUCCCCGUGCUCAUUUGUGCCGCGCUGCACGUCGCGCUGUGGGCCGUAGGACUCGCCCCCCUCCUCGUGAUCCCCAAGUUUGUGUUUGGGGGCCUCCUCAUGUACAUUGGCUUGCAUUUUCUGGAAAACUACAUGGUCGCGCCGGCCUCGUUCCUGUCGCGGUUGGAACUGUUGACGAUUCUCGCGACGAUCGGUAGCUUUCUUACACUCGGGGUGCUGCCCAGCAUGGGCGUCGGCAUCGUCUUGUCCAUGCUAAAUGCUGUCUUGAACCUGCAUGUGUCGGGGUGCAUCCACCAUGACGUGGCACUGCCAGAGCACGCCACGUACGUCGUUCACUUGCACGGCAAUCUGUCCUUUGCCAACGCGAUGCAAGUGCACACGGUGGUCGACACCGAGUGGCAGACCCGCCCAUUCCAAACGCUCGUGCUCGACUUUGAACGAGUGGUUCUCGUGGACGGCUCGUUUCUUCAGAUCCUCCGACGGCUUCAAACGAUCGCGGACCGGUGCCAUUUUGCCAUGCAUCUUUGCCACGUCCCAUCGUCGGUUGAGGCGCAAUUUGCCACGUUGUCGCUACCGCACCUCGACAACUUAAAUCACAUCAUGCAGCGCCAUCGCACGUGCCACCACAACGCUGACUCGUACGGCGCGUUGCAUGCGUCGUGGACGCAGUAUGUCGCCGAGACCGGUGGAAACGGUGCACCGCUUGCAGAAGUUGUUCAAUACUUGGAUGCUGUGGAGACACUGGCCCCGCACACCACGGUCGACUCUCCAGGCCCUGGGGCGUGGGGGUUUCUGUGUCGCGGGCACUUGGACAUUUAUGACGCCAACUUGCGCGCAAAGGUCGGUCACGUUCGCUCUGGCCGCACGAUACCCAACUUCCACGGCGACAUGCCCCACCAUACGAUCGUAGCCGCGACCGAAUGUGUGGUUGUCCGUAUGCACGCAUCAUCGUGGCGGCAGCUCCAAGUCGAGAAUCCCCCGCUUGCAAUCUCGUUGCUAGAGCAGUCACAUAUCGUGGCGCACACGUGGCAGUCCAUGUAACGAUUGGCGAUCCCACAGCAUUGUCGAUGUGUCGAGUGCCCAUGGAACAAAUAUGAAGCGAACUGUUUCGCUGGACCGAGCUUGACACUGACGGUAUGGGCAGCUCGCGCUGCAGCCAUUCCGUGCAAGGGUGUUGGAUUGUUGGAGGGCUUUAGGGCACUUUAAGCGCUACUUUCCAGAAGGGCCUCAACUGAAUCGUUGUCGUACUAGUGAUCAAGGUGGUCGAGCUGAGGAACUUGCAAAGGUUGUUGCGGAAUACAAAGAGCGUAUACUGCCACCCUGUGCCAUGGGUAAUCGCC